AUGGAUUUUUGGUUCUCUAACUUGAUUAGGCGUACUGCAGUCGUUGAUGAUGCCAGAGUUGCUCUAUAUAAAGAGAGGUUUACUGUUAUGGAUGAAGUUUUGGCUGCUGCCCACCAGUUGAAGUCACGAAAUUCAGAAGCUCUGUAUGAACCUUCUUCAAAAGGUUGCAAUGUGGAACCAGGCCGUAUCUACUAUCAUGUUUCAAGACCUGGAAGUUCCUUCCAAACUCUGCAUGAAGGGGGACGACUCCGUGGAAGAACUGAAAUAGCACCAGAUCAAAGGGAGAAAUUUUUGCAGAGAUUCCAACAACAAAACCCUCUUCUACAGCAGUUUAAUUCCCAAAGCUCAAGUGGAUUGGGUGGGCCACCGCCAGCAAGUCCCAACACUGCCACGUCAGCACAACAAAAAAAUCUAAUCCAUUUACAGUCAAGUCAACAAAUGUCAACCGGUUCUAAAGAUAGCGCAAAUAAUAAUUCAAAAGUUGAUGAGAUUGAACAACAGCAACAACAAAUACACCAACAAAGCGUUACAUCUGAUGACUCAAUACCUGAUCCUGCACAAUCUCCUGUCCUUAACAAGAACACUUCCAAUGAAGAAGAUUUAAACGUCUCAUAUGCAUUAGACAUGCAGCAGGGAUCUGGGACUAUGACAGUAGCAGCACAAAGCACACGCGAUGUUGACCUGUCACCUGGUCAGCCAUUACAAUCAAACCAGUCGGUUAGCCUAUGUGUGAUUGGUAGAAGAAUCCUGUCUGACUUGGGUGCAAUUGGAGACAACGUUAGUGGGUUAGCCGUGUCCCUAGGUGGGACCCACGACCAACAAUACAACCUCCAAAUGCUUGAGUCCGCCUUCUACAAACUCCCCCAACCCCGAGACUCAGAACGUCCCAAAAUCUACACUGCACCUUUUGGGAACGUCUUGGAUCCGACAACAUUGGGAUCGAUACUUUAUUUUUUGCAUUUAUUAUCAAUAGAAUGCUUAUCAACACUAUCUGGCUGCAAAAGAAUUAAAGAAACAAUCAUGGAGAGGCAAAAAUCCAUGCAAAUCUUUUUCGAAAACAUUCUUUGUGGAAUGUAUACCCUGUGCAGGGGAAUGAAUUAUCUUUGUAUUUUCACAGGAUCCCUUCAUCUUCAUAUUCUAAUGAUUCGAACUCUUAUAUGGCAACCAUGGGACCACCGAAUCAAUUUCCCAAAAUGA
This is a messenger RNA of Lactuca virosa, 1197 nucleotides long. NCBI's taxonomy places the organism in Eukaryota, Viridiplantae, Streptophyta, Magnoliopsida, Asterales, Asteraceae. The record is from the annotation of a GenBank genome assembly.